AUGGCAACGAGAAGAGCUCCAAAACUAACCAAAUCAGUCAUCGUCGCCGUAACGGCCUCGAGAACAAAACCCCCUCUCACUACUCCACUCUCCAACGGAACCUUCCAUCCCGCUUCAGACAACGCGACGAUUCCUUUUUCACCCUCUCGGAUUAUCAACCGAACUACCAAUGUCACCUCCGCUAAGUUCCUUUCCCACUCUUUCACUCGCAAUUUUCACGCCUCUAAUCCCUCCCACCGCUCCGCCGGAGCUUCUCAGAUUGCACAGUCGGAGUUCACAGAAAUGGCUUGGGAGGGUAUUAUUGGUGCAAUUGAUGCGGCGCGAGUCAAUAAACAACAAAUUGUGGAGUCUGAGCAUUUAAUGAAAGCACUCUUGGAGCAAAAGGAUGGUUUGGCUCGAAGGAUAUUCACUAAGGCGGGAUUGGACAACACCUCGGUUCUACAAGCUACUGAUAAUUUUAUAGCUCAGCAACCUAAGGUUACAGGUGAUACUUCUGGUCCUAUUGUUGGUUCGCAUCUGAGCUCCGUUUUGGACAACUCUCAAAGGCAUAAGAAAGAAAUGGGCGAUGAGUAUGUGUCUGUGGAACACCUUUUGCUAGCAUUUCAUUCGGAUAAGAGGUUUGGGCAGCAGUUAUUUAAAAAUCUUCAGCUUAGCGAGAAGGCUUUGAAGGAUGCUGUACAGGCUAUUCGUGGGAGUCAAAGAGUAACUGAUCAAAAUCCUGAGGGGAAAUAUGAAGCAUUGGACAAGUAUGGAAAUGACCUGACUGAACUUGCUAGGCGCGGAAAGCUUGAUCCAGUCAUAGGUCGAGAUGAUGAAAUUCGGCGCUGUAUCCAGAUAUUGUCAAGAAGAACAAAGAACAAUCCAGUUAUUAUUGGUGAACCUGGUGUGGGGAAAACUGCUAUUGCUGAAGGAUUAGCACAGCGUAUAGUGCGUGGAGAUGUUCCAGAGCCAUUGAUGAACAGGAAGUUGAUCUCCCUUGAUAUGGGUUCAUUGCUUGCUGGUGCCAAGUUUCGUGGAGAUUUCGAAGAAAGGUUGAAAGCUGUCCUGAAAGAAGUUACAGCAUCAAAUGGGCAAAUAAUUUUGUUUAUUGAUGAAAUACACACUGUUGUUGGUGCAGGAGCUACAAGUGGUGCAAUGGAUGCUGGAAACUUGUUGAAGCCAAUGCUUGGAAGGGGGGAACUUCGAUGUAUAGGAGCAACUACAUUGAAUGAAUAUAGAAAAUACAUUGAGAAGGAUCCUGCACUUGAGCGUAGAUUUCAACAAGUAUUUUGCUGUCAACCAUCUGUUGAAGAUACAAUAUCCAUUCUCCGAGGGUUGCGUGAGCGCUACGAAUUGCAUCAUGGAGUCAAAAUAUCAGACAGUGCACUUGUUUCAGCCGCAGUCCUUGCAGAUCGAUACAUCACGGAACGCUUCCUACCAGACAAAGCUAUUGAUCUUGUCGAUGAAGCUGCUGCAAAACUGAAGAUGGAGAUCACCUCUAAGCCUACAGAAUUGGAUGAGAUAGAUAGAGCGGUCUUGAAACUGGAGAUGGAAAAACUCUCUUUGAAAAAUGACACUGACAAGGCUUCUAAAGAAAGAUUAAGUAAGCUUGAAAAUGAUUUGAGUUUACUUAAACAGAAGCAGAAAGAACUGGCAGAACAAUGGGACAGUGAAAAAGUUUUAAUGACUCGGAUAAGAUCAAUCAAAGAAGAGAUUGAUAGAGUCAACCUAGAGAUGGAAGCUGCUGAACGUGAUUAUGACCUGAACCGUGCUGCUGAGCUCAAAUAUGGAACUUUGAUGUCCCUUCAGCGCCAAUUAGAAGAAGCUGAAAAGAAUCUAGUUGAAUUCCAAAACUCUGGACAAUCUUUUCUUCGUGAAGAGGUCACUGACCUUGAUAUUACUGAGAUUGUAAGCAAAUGGACUGGUAUACCACUAUCAAACCUCCAACAAACAGAGAGGGAAAAGUUAGUUUUGCUGGAACAAGUUCUUCAUAAGAGGGUGAUUGGUCAGGAUAUUGCUGUAAAAUCUGUGGCUGAUGCAAUUCGCCGUUCAAGGGCUGGAUUGUCUGACCCAAACAGGCCAAUUGCAAGUUUUAUGUUCAUGGGUCCGACUGGUGUUGGCAAAACUGAGCUUGGAAAGGCUCUGGCUAAUUAUUUGUUUAACACAGAAAAUGCUCUUGUUAGAAUCGAUAUGAGUGAGUAUAUGGAGAAACACGCUGUUUCACGUUUAGUUGGGGCUCCACCUGGUUAUGUUGGUUAUGAAGAAGGUGGUCAGCUAACUGAAGUGGUCCGUAGAAGACCCUACUCUGUGAUUCUAUUUGAUGAAAUAGAAAAAGCACAUCACGAUGUCUUCAAUAUUUUGUUGCAAUUGUUGGAUGAUGGGCGGAUUACUGAUUCUCAAGGAAGGACUGUUAGCUUCACAAAUUGUGUUGUGAUUAUGACUUCAAACAUUGGCUCCCAUUACAUACUUGAAACCCUUCGCAGCACACACGAUGAUAAAAGUGCAGUUUAUGAUCAGAUGAAAAGGCAAGUUGUUGAGUUGGCUAGGCAAACAUUCCGCCCGGAGUUUAUGAAUCGAAUUGAUGAGUAUAUAGUUUUCCAGCCUUUGGAUUCCAAUGAGAUCAGCAAAAUUGUGGAGCUUCAGAUGGAACGUGUCAAGUACAGGCUGAAACAGAAGAACAUUGAUCUUCAUUACACACAAGAAGCUGUUAAUCUUCUUGGUGUAUUGGGUUUUGAUCCUAAUUUUGGGGCAAGACCAGUUAAAAGAGUAAUACAACAAUUGGUAGAAAAUGAAAUUGCUAUGGGAGUUUUAAGGGGAGAUUUCAGCGAAGAGGACUCAAUCAUUGUUGAUGCUGAAGAAACUUCAUCAGGCAAGGAACUCUCUUCCAUAAAGAGGCUGAUUAUUAAGAAGCAGGAUAGCCUUGUUGCUGAUGCAAUGGUUGCCAAUGAUUAA
This is a messenger RNA of Vicia faba (fava bean), 2931 nucleotides long. Lineage: Eukaryota; Viridiplantae; Streptophyta; Magnoliopsida; Fabales; Fabaceae. The record is from the annotation of a GenBank genome assembly.